UGCUGCACUGGGCGUGCGCGGGUGGUCUCAAGCCCUCUCGGCUGUGGGGUGUGUUACGGUGCUCUGGGAGCUCCCUGCCCCGAGGACAGACUGGGGCUUGGAAAGGGGGGUUGCGUUGCUUUUCAUCUUGCAUGACUUGCAUUUUAGGACUAACGUAGAAAACGUGCCCGUGUGUUCAGCCUUUUUGUGUGUCAACGCAUGCUACUGACCUUAGUAUUAACAAACAGGUACAGAGAGAGGCUGAACGAAUUGACUUUCAUUACAGGCAAACAGCCCGUUUUACUAAAUAGCUCCUUUAAAUAUUAGUGACUUUCACUCCAAGAGUUUGAGCUUUCCUUUGACUCAGUAGUUUCCCCUUUCGUCUCUCUUCCCCUUCUUGCACCUACUGAUGCAGACAUCAAUUCUUGACUCGUUGGGGACCAGCAGAAUGGAGACUGAUUACAAUCCCAUGGAGUUGUCCAGUAACACAGGGUUUGAAGAAGAUUCUGAAUUUAAGGACAUUGAAGGAACAGAUGUGAAGGAUAUGAGACUAGAGGCGGAAGCUGUUGUGAAUGAUGUUCUGUUUGCUGUCAGCAACAUGUUUGUCUCAAAAAACCUUCCAUGUGCAGAGGAUGUGGCGUAUAUCAAUGUGGAGACAAGGGAAAGAAACAGAUAUUGCCUGGAGCUCACAGAAGCAGGACUUAGGGUGGUGGGUUAUGCUUUUGACCAGGCUGAUGAUGGCUUACAAACUGCGUAUCAUGAGACUGUCUACUCUUUAUUGGACUCUCUUAGCCCAGCAUAUCGUGAAGCUUUUGGAAAUGCACUGCUACAGAGACUGGAAGCUUUGAAAAGGGAUGGGCAAUCAUGAUUCAGUCUGCAGUAACAAGCACAUGUUGGGGAAUGAUUAAUGAUGGUGGGAAUUACUGAGAUUCUGCUUUCAGAUAUAGCCAGAAACAUAUAUCAAGCUUCAUUUCUUGUCUAAACAUGUAGGUUCCUUACAAUAGUAGUGACUUGUAAAAUAUCAGUGUUGCUAUGGCUCUGCUUUGUCCAUAAGGCAACUUUAAGCUAUCUUGGUGGACUAUAGAAGUAGUACCUUUUUUUGUUUAACUCUGCUGUAGCUCAUCAGUUGAAAGUGACUUGCUUUCUACAGCAUUUGAAAAAAUUUGAUCUCUUUGCAAAGCAAUAUGAUCCAAUAUUUUAUUCUAAGAAAUAUCUUAAUUGGUACUGUUCAAAGCUUGAAUGACAUGUAUGGAAGUAGUAAUGCUUUCUUAAUGUGUCUAUCUGUAAACUUUAACUCCUUAAAACCAAAUUUUAGCUACUUAUUCUAGCUAAAUUAAUGGGAGCUACUUUAGUUCACUUAGAGGAUAUCUAUUUCAGCUCAAAUUUUUGUAUGCAAACCUGAAAACUCUCUGCUUCAUUCACAAAAUAUGCACCUCACAAUAUCAUAUCAUUUGAACAUUACUUACUCUGGGCUUGUCUGUACUUAAAAUACUGCAGCCGUGCUGAUGUAGCUGUGCCACUGUAGCACUUCAGAAUCUCCUGUUGGAAAUCCACCACCCCAAGAGGUGACAGCUAAGCUAACCGAAGAAUUCUUCCAUUGAUCUAGUGCUGUCUACACAGGGACUUAGGUCAGUUUAAAUGCACUACUCAGGGGUGUAGAUUUUUGGUAGCCCUGACUGACAUAGUUAAGUUGACCUGAUUUCUAGUUUAGACCAGACCUUACUGUCCUUGUUGAGUUAAAAGCAAUGUUCAGUAUUAUUCAGUGUACCCUUGUCUUCAGUAAAGAAAAGAUAACCGUUAGCAUAUGAAUGUAUUAUCUAAAUUUGCAAAUGAGCUAAGCACAGAAGUAAAGUAGGAAGAACAGGUGACAUUUUUUCUUAAAUAUAGACCAUACUAAUGUUAUAACUUUGGGAGGGGAGGAAGACAUAUUAGCCUGUUUAUUAUUCUAAAUGUUUGUUUACAUGAUGUACAGAAUAUACUCAAGUAUUUUUGCUUCAGUCUUUACUUUUUACAGUGCAGUGCUUAGGUAUUCCUGUAAGGCUGCCCUUUUCCUCAAUUGUACAGUGUCCUGUCCUAAAGAACAGUAAGUAUAUAAUGUCAAUGCAGUAUAUUGGUUUGAAACCUAAGGCUGUAGGAAAUAUUCAGAGAUUGAUAUUGAAUUGGGAGACAGUUAUGUAUUUUCUAUUUUAUAAAAAAAUACAAAGCUCUUUAUAAACUUAUUGUGCUACUGUAAGUUUUCAAAUGUUUGGAAGAGACUUGUAUGUCUGAAUGGAAGAGACUUUUUGAAAAGUAUUCAGUUGGUUUAAAGCACCAGUACUAUUGAACUAACAUUAUAUGAUUAAACACUUUUUUGCAUUCUUAUAGUAUUCAGUAUUUAUGCAUCCUUGUUUAUGUAAUUCUGCCUUUGUUUCUAGCAUGAAACAUGGGAGAAUAAAGUAAAUGUGAAUCCAAAGAGAGGGCUUGAUCAUCAGCUGUUGUAAAUAAACAUGCUCCACUGACUUCAACAGAGCUAGACUAAUUGACACCAGCUGAAGAUCAGUCGCAUUAAUUUGAGGGACCAGUUAACAAGUUGUGUUUAUUACAGUUUUGUGGCAAUGAUGAUGUAAUUAUGACUGAGAAGGCACCUACAGUCAAAGCUUCUGUUUUCAAGUGUAAUGUUUUUGUUUUAUUAUCUUCUUAGGUUGAAACAUCUCAUGUUAAUCUUCUGUCCUACAGUUUAAUAUAUAUUUUGGUUAAAAGUAUUUUCAUGCUCUAAGAAAAUUGUUCAACUUUUUUCCCCCCCAGAUUUGUGGCAUGUGCUUUAAUCCUCUAUGAGGAAAACGUACUUUGCCAAGUUUAUGUCUAAAUAUCUACCCAUGUAACAAUGCACCUGACUAGACACUUGAAUAAAUGCACAAACUUAUA
Trachemys scripta elegans is the source of this 2883-nucleotide messenger RNA. It is a transcript of the gene GSKIP, whose product is annotated as GSK3B interacting protein. Gene Ontology annotation, biological process: regulation of canonical Wnt signaling pathway. The record is from RefSeq and is a predicted model, not a curated record. Gene Ontology annotation, cellular component: cytoplasm. The transcript has 3 exons. Gene Ontology annotation, molecular function: protein kinase A binding; kinase regulator activity. Lineage: Eukaryota; Metazoa; Chordata; Testudines; Emydidae. The coding region runs from base 389 to 847 and encodes 152 amino acids.